AACACACUCGCUUUGCUUGAAUCGUACAUGUUUUCAUUUUUUUCAACCUUAUUUGAAAUAUAUUUAUUUUAAUAUAAAACCCGGCAUUUUUUUGUAUUGGAGCACCACCUGCUACCCCGCCCUCUUUCUUUGUCUUUCUAUCUCAGCGCGGAAGAAGAAGAGGAGGAGAAGGAGGAAGAGAGGGGUGUACCUGACACCUCCAGCCGCACAUCGCUCGUCCUUUCCCGCAGACACGCUCCGGGCUUGUCCCCCUGCAGUAGUUACACCUUGUUGAUUGGACGGCCGAACAGCACCUAAAGGAGUGCUUUUUAGCGAAGACGUUUUAUUUUCUCACGGAAUCCAUCGGACUACACUUGAGAUAAUGUUUGUUCUUGGGCUUUCUCUCCUGGUGGCCAUGACCGGAGCAGCGGGCCCGGCAACGGACAAGAGUUGCUCCGACCUGCGCCAGUUCUAUACCGGGAAGGGCUUCACGCUGGCCGGCGUUCCUCAGACAGAGACCUCUGGUGAACACCUGAGGACGUGUCCACAGGGUCCGACUUGUUGCACCGACACCAUGGAGGAAAACAUGGAGGGUCUUAGUGGACGAGAGACAGAAGCACUGAUCAGGGAGGCCGGCAGAUCGUUGCAGGCAUCCUUCAACACUCUCUAUAGAAGCUUUGACACGUAUUUUACGGAACUUCACAGCCGCUCGGAACGCUCACUUCAGGAGGCUCUAUCUCCCCUUGGCCCUCUGUACUCUCAGAAUACAAGACUCUAUGGGGAUUUGUACUCUGACUUGAGGCAGUACUACCGGGGAUCUGCUCUCAACUUAGAUGAGACGUUGACCGAAUUUUGGUCACACCUUCUGGAGCGCACCUUCAAAAGCUCCACCCCCAGAGACGUCACCCUGUCAGAAGACUACCUUGAGUGUGUUGCUAAGCAACAUGAGACUCUGCGGCCAUUUGGAGAUGUCCCACGGGACAUGAAAGCAAAGCUUACACAGGCUUUUGUCACAGCCAGGUCAUUUGUCCAGGGGCUGAUCAUCAGUGGGGAAGUCGUCAGAAAGGUCUCACAGGUUUCUCUGAGUCCAGAAUGUGUGAAGGCCUUGAUGAAACUGGUUUACUGUCCCCAUUGCCGCGGCCUUGCCUCUGUCAAACCAUGUGCCAACUACUGCUCCAACGUCAUGAAGGGCUGCCUGGCUAACCAAGCUGAUCUGCAUCCUGAAUGGCAAAAUCUUAUUGAUACCAUGAUCCGGGUGGCGUCCAGUUUCAGCACAGAGCCCAGCCUCGAUGUGGUUCUCUCUGCCGUUCCUGCUCAAAUCUUUGAGGCUGUCCACACACUACAGGAAAACUUUGACACAUACACAGCCAAAGUGUACCAAACAUGUGGAACUCCAGGCGAACCCGGCACAGGGAGUCCUCCGCUUCACCAGCCAAAGAAAAAGAAGAGCGGCUCUCUGACCGCCUCAGAAUACAAACCCUCUCCCACUGCAGGUCUCAGACUGGAGAUGCAGGUGUCAGAUCUCUCCAGUAAAUUAAGGGAGAUGAGGCAGUACUGGCUGCAACUUCCUGCAGCACUUUGCAGUAAAUUGGCAGCAGGCGGCGCCAAUCAAGACAAAUGCUGGAAUGGAAUGACCAAGGCAAGGUACCUUCCUGAAGUGAUGGGUGAUGGCUUAGCCAGCCAGAUCAACAAUCCAGAGGUAGAACUUGACAUCACCAAGCCAGAUAUGACAAUCCGUCAACAGAUCAUGCAACUCAAAAUUAUGAGCAACAGACUAAAAAAUGCUUUGGAAGGCAACGAUGUGGAUUUCCAGGAUGCAAGUGAUGACAUCAGCGGUUCAGGAAGUGGUAUGUGCCUCAGUGGUCAGUGUCCUCGGAGCAGACCAGGCCUGUACGCCUACCCCCCAGACAACAACCAAGUCAUUGGUGCAGCCGGGUGCCAAAGCCUCCUGUGUAACCGCCUACCGCUGCUCCCGUUGGCUGUCCUGCUCCUUUGUCGAUGACGCGCUAUCUAUCGCACCGUCUGCCCGACCCUGAAGUCCAGAGAAUGACUGGACCGUGGGAUGGGUGAAUUGUGUUCAGUGGAAUGAAGUUGGAUUUCCCGAAAAAGCAAAAACUGGCUCCUGAUUUUUCCCUGUUUGACUACAGUUUGAUGGCCUCUUUUUUGUUGAGCUGCUUUCAAGGAAUUUCCCGGAAGCAACUCAUGAGGAGAACAAGACAAAACGGAGACAGGGAAGAGAGACAGCGGAAGGAUGAAGAAUGGAAUGUGGGUGAUGACUUAUUGACUUCUUACAAGGUCCACUGUGCUCCUGUCAGUAGUGACUGAGCUCAAUGCUGAGUUGGCCCUUUGCUGUACGUGAUGCGUCCAUCAAGGCUUUUUCAUUUCAGUGUAUUUUUUUUUAAUCUGGUGUCAAGGGUGUGUACCUGAACACAAUUGUGUAAGAUGUAAAUGUGUGUGUGUCUUACCGCCACUGUAUAGUGUGUUUGCAUACAUUGACUAUAUCAGACUGGCAACAUAACGAGCCAUGGAUGUACAUAGAGUUUUCAUCAUAUUACCUCCCCACAUAACUUGUGACGUAACUGUCGAGAUUUUGUGGCUGAACAACAGGUUUAUUUGUAUUGCUGCAGAAAAAUAAUCACUCUUCGUAAAUGUAUGCCAUGUGUGGACGGCGAUAUUUACAGUUCAUCCAAGGAUUUCAGCUUUUAACACACUUAUAAACAGAGCACAGACUAGUGUCUUUGCAUCCAUGAGUUUUAUCUUAUUAUGGUGGCAUGCCAAACUUUAGAUGAUUAGUCUUCUGAUUGACCCACUGAGACCGUAUCACGACACGCUCAAUAUAAACUCAAAGGGAUUCAUUUGUGUAUGACCUCUUACUUUUUCAACAACUCUUGACAAAAUAUGAUACCCUAUUGUGAAGAUUUGUCGCAGCAAAUACACCUAAUCAGAGCCUCCUAGUUUCAUAAAUAAAUUCCAAUUAACAUUUGGAGGUACACUAUAUUGCCAAAUGUAUUUGGGCACCCUCCUUGACUCACAUAUGAACUUGAAGUGGCAUCCCAUUCCUAACACAUAGGGUUCAAUAUGAUGUUGGUCCACCUUUUGCAGCUAUUACAGCUUCAACUCUUCUGGGAAGGGUGUCCACAAGGUUGCGGUUUAUGGGAAUUGUUGACCAUUCUCCCAAAAGCACAUUGGUGAGAUCUGAGGGCCAGGCUCUCAGUCUCCGUUCUAAUUCAUCCCAAAGGUGUUCUAUCGGGUUCAGGUCAGGACUCUGUGCAGGCCAGUCAAGUUCAUCCACACCAGACUUUGUCAUCCAUUUCUUUAUGAACCUUGAUUUGUGCACAGUCAUGUUGGAAGAGGAAGGGGCCCGCUCCAAAUUGUUCCUACAAUGUUGGGAGCAUGAAGUAGUCCAAAAUGUUUUAAUAUCCUAGAGCAUUCAAAGUUAAAGUUGGAGCCCAACUCCUGAAAAACAACCCCAAACCAUAAUUUCUCCCCCACCAAAUUUCACACUCUGUACAAUGCAAUCCGAAAUGUACCGUUCUCCUGGCAACCUCCAAACCCAGACUCAUCCAUCAGAUUGCCAGAUGGAAAAGCAUGAUUCAUUACUUCAGAGAACAAAUACUUUUGGCAAUAUAGUGUAUGUUUGCCAUGACUCAGCAAGCAAGAAUUGACAAAGUGUAAGUUGUACUGUACAUGAUCAAGUAAAAACAAACCAAUAAGAGCAUGCAAACUCCACUUAAAGAAGCCUCAGCCUAGAUUUGAACCCAGGACCUGCUGGGUGUUAUGCAGACUUGUUAACCAUGUGCUUCUAUUUGGUUUUAAAUACGACAAUACAAUGGUAUCUCAAUGUAAAUGUUUUGAGUAAGAAGUAUGCUUAAGUUGCAAGCAAAAAGUUUGAGUUUCAAGCAUUCCCUGCAUUAAUUAGUGCACAGUGCCGAGAAGAAGUGGAAGAUACUUAUUGAAUUAAAUAUAGAAAAUCAUUAAAAACAUGACCAAGCUUGAAGCCAAUUUGGCAAAGCCAUUCGAGUGUAGCACUGCUGGUCUGCACCAUGCUGAAGCAGGAAUGAGUCCAUCACCAGCCAUGAUUUUUAAAAUGAUAUCUAAAUGACAUAUUUAGAUAUGCCAUUUUUUCAUAUCCAUUAUAUGUGAAAAAAACUGCUGAUGGUGUGUUCGACAAGGAAGAAGUACACACAAGUGUGCUGUUUUGGGACAGCCAAUCACCAAUCAAAUUGAUUUAAAUCAUUUUAAAUGGGAGAUUCUUAUUUAAGAUCUACUGUAAGUGUUUUCGGUUAAGCGCUCUGUCACAGAAUCAAUUAGACUCUUAAGCUGAGAUACUAGUGUACACAGAAAAUAGAACUGUAAAAAAAAAUAGCUGGACUUCCUUUAUUCUGCAGAAUGUUGACUUUUUAAAGGCACAUAAUACAGUAUCACCUGUACUUGGCUUGCCUUUAUUUGGAUCUGUAACAGUCAAUACUGCAGAUCCCCCCCAUCCAUCGUACACAUAAAGUUAAAGUGACUUGUGUAUGCAAUUGUUAUUUUAUUGUUUUUCUGUGUUCCAAAUGACAAAUCCAACACAUUAAACUCCGAUUGUAUAAUGUUGA
Messenger RNA from Nerophis ophidion (straightnose pipefish), 4574 nucleotides. It is a transcript of the gene gpc1a, whose product is annotated as glypican 1a. Bases 362 to 1981 code for a protein of 539 amino acids. Gene Ontology annotation, cellular component: cell surface; synapse; plasma membrane. The record is from RefSeq and is a predicted model, not a curated record. NCBI's taxonomy places the organism in Eukaryota, Metazoa, Chordata, Actinopteri, Syngnathiformes, Syngnathidae. Gene Ontology annotation, molecular function: fibroblast growth factor binding. The transcript has 10 exons. Gene Ontology annotation, biological process: negative regulation of fibroblast growth factor receptor signaling pathway; regulation of protein localization to membrane; cell migration.